AUGACCUCUAGCAGCACCACGACCCAGUUGGGCCGUCUUCUCUGGGGCUCCAUCCGGAAUUCUGUCGCCGUUCUCUCCACGAAAUUACCCGGCCGCCAACAGCUUCCAGGCCGCCCAAUUUCCGGGCCAUCGCUAUUUAGUUCGCCAGCAGAGGUAUCUUCGUCUUCCCGGUUCUUUUACCCUGCCAGGUCAUUCUCCUUCCGGCCAUAUGUGCCCCGCAUCACCUCGGGCAAUGUCCGGAAGAGCUGCUCUUCGGGAGGCAUUCUCCUCCUCGGGUUGAGCUCCGGCCCUUCUUCGACAACGGCAGUGGUGACGACAUGUACCGUAGCCGCAGAUUCAGCGUUGGCAGGGCCUUCUGGGCAGAGAGCCUCAAUAAGUCAUCUCGCUCGUCACACAUGGCAACUAAGCGUUCAGGCUUGCGGCUGCCGGGGAUAUGCGCCGGGGCUGACGGCGAAGAGAGCGAGUAGUUCGAGCACGAAAGCGACUGGUGAUAAGAGUGAAGACCCAAACCCGCUUACACAGCAAGUCGAGUCGAGCUCUGAAGGCCCAAGCCCAACCAAGACUCCCGGUUCCAAUACUCCCGGGGGCGAGUCUCUUGCCGAUUCCAUGUCUAAAUACCUACACCUUCCCAAGAUCCCUAACAGGCCAACCAAAGAAGAGCUGCUUGCUACAGCUCAAGGAUUUCGUCAACGAUUAAAAGUCCGAUUUAAGUGGUUUUCUAUCCGGAGCAUGCGCCCAUGGAAUGCGGACGAGUGGGGAGCUUUUGUCUCGUGGUUCCUAUUCGGACAUCUCGUGUGGAUCCUGGUCGGGACCACCACCUUUUUCUCUCUGAUCAUCCUCUUCAUCAAUACCGUGUUUGCACAGGAAACCCUUGCCAAAUGGAUUGGUGAUUAUCUCACACAGUCGGCCGGUUUGACCGUUGUCUUUGAGUCUGCAAUUGUCCCAAAAUGGAGGGAUGGUGUCAUUACUUUCCGCAACGUCUUUGUUUCCCGCAGGCCCGGUCAGACCAAGUCGUCUGUCACGAAGGGUUCCUCUAAUGCAGCUGCAGAAGCCGCCGCAGCUGCCCGACAAGCCGAGCAGGAGGCCGAGGAUGAGGACGAUGGCAACUACACACAGUUCGACUUGACUAUUGACACGGUCAACGUUACCCUGUCAUUCCUCAAGUGGUGGAAUGGUAAGGGCCUAUUAAAAGACGUUGAAGUUAAGGGUGUCAGAGGAGUUGUCGACAGAACAUCGGUUCGUUGGGAUAACUUUGACCUUUCGAACCCUCUAGCAUACCGCCAUGAGCAUCAGCCUGGUGACUUUGAACUGGACUAUUUCAAGCUGGAAGACCUCUUGGUCACAGUUUACCAGCCUGACGGUUUUCGGCCUUUCUCCGUCUCUAUCUUCUCUUGCGAGCUUCCUCAACUGCGCAAGCAAUGGCUCUUCUAUGACUUCCUAUCGGCGUCCCACAUGUCCGGAUCCUUUGACGGAUCUUUAUUUACCAUUCACCCUCGACAGGUCCACACUGUUACCUCUGAUAAAGAUGAGUUCGGUGACCCAUCAGCCUGGAAGAAAUUCUCCCGGUUACGCAUCGAUGGGUUAAAGAUCGACCACCUUAACCGUGGUGUAGAAGGUCCCUUCGGCUGGAUUUAUGAGGGCAACGUUGACAUCGUAGCUGAUGUCAUGUUCCCCGCCGACCCGGCCGAGGGCAUUGGAAAAGUCGUGGCUGAUUUCUACGACAAAAUGGAAGAAGCGGUUACCAGCAACCGCUAUCUCAAGAUCUUAGAAAACACCUCCGUUCGGUCCCGGAGAUCACACCCCCCCAUACCCAUCGCAGCCGAAGUUUCCAUCACAGCUUCUCCUCCCCCCGAAUCACCCUCCUGCAACCCCGAAGACGACACCAUCCCACCCUCCCAACAACCACCCGCCUCCUACACUUCCACGGUCACCGUCGCUGCCUCCUCCAAAGCAGCCCAUAACUCCUAUCUCGUCAUGGACAUGCGCAUCUCGCUCAACAACGUACGCGCCGCGGUCCCGCUCUUCAACAAUCCGCACAUCAGCUACGUCAACCAGGCUCUGGUGCGGCCCAUCGUGGCCUACAUCAACGCGAAGCGCACCUACAUCCCCAUCACGUGCCGCGUGGUAAAGCGGUUGUCCGACUUUGACGGCUCGUGGACCGUGUGGGACUGCGGGCUGAUGGACGACACGUCGGCCGAAGUGUACGAGGCGUUUGCGCGGAACGUGGUUGACCAGCAGACGCGCGUCCGGCGGUUCAAGCGCGUCGGGCUGUGGACGAUCAGUUUGGUUGUCCAUGCGCUUUUGGCGGGUGUCGCUGGGGAUUUGAUGUGA
Thermochaetoides thermophila DSM 1495 is the source of this 2331-nucleotide messenger RNA. RefSeq lists its product as uncharacterized. Gene Ontology annotation, cellular component: mitochondrial inner membrane. Gene Ontology annotation, biological process: mitochondrion inheritance. Lineage: Eukaryota; Fungi; Ascomycota; Sordariomycetes; Sordariales; Chaetomiaceae. The transcript is spliced from 2 exons. The coding region runs from base 1 to 2331 and encodes 776 amino acids. The record is from RefSeq and is a predicted model, not a curated record.